AUGGACGACGCCCGCAAAGGUGACGCUGCUCUCAGCGCAAGCAAACCCGACGAAGCCAUUGAGCAUUACACCAAGGCCCUUGGUGUCAAUCCGACCGCCGUGAAAUACUACAUCGGCCGCUCGACAGCCUAUCAGCGUACCUCCAAGUUCCCCGAAGCCCUUCACGAUGCCGACGUCGCAGUUGUCCUUGCCAGAAAGCGCGGGUCACGCGAGCUUAUCAAGGACGCCCAGUUUCGACGCGCCGUCGCACUCUACCACCUUGGCAAAUAUGCGGAUGCUGACUUUCUCUUGCGCAUAGUAAAAGGCCUUGACGAAAAGGACAAGAUGCUGCCAAUUUGGGAAGCCAAGGUGGCAUCCAAGUUGAAAGACGUACCAGAGAAUGAUGAGCAGAGGACAAUUACCAUCAAGGAGAACCCAGACGUGGAAAUACCCAGUACAAGCACACCUAGCGCCCCAGCCAAAACCGCAGACUCGGCAACAACACAGGCACCGAAGCCUCCUGCGCCGACGCCCAAAGAGAAAAUCAAGACCGAUUGGUACCAGUCGCAUGAUAGCGUGACUCUGAACAUCAUGGCCAAGGGUGUGCCCAAGGACAAAGCUGUUGUAGAGAUUGAACAAGAUUCUGUCUCCGUCUCCUUUCCCAUUGCCGACUCGUCAUCCGAAUACAGCUACAACGCCGACCCUCUCUUUUCCUCCAUCGAUGCCUCGCAGUCAAAAUACCGAAUAACCCCCACCAAGAUCGAGGUGACGCUACGAAAGGCAACACCAGGCGUGAAAUGGCACAGCCUUGAGCGCGCUCAGGGCGAAGCAGCCGCCGUUACAUCGCAAGCAUCGUCUUCUGUCGCCCCUGUAAAGGAGACCGCCCCUGCAUAUCCUACAUCGUCUAAAUCAGGCGCAAAGAAUUGGGACAAGGUGGUGGUUAACGAUCUCGACGACAAGGACGAAAUCGAGGGGGACGAGACAUCGCACUUUUUCAAGCAGCUGUACAGCGGCGCUACGCCCGAGCAGCAGCGGGCUAUGAUGAAGAGUUACUCGGAGAGCGGCGGCACGGUGCUGAGUACCGACUGGAGUAAUGUUGGUAAUAGGAAGGUGGUUCCUGAGCCACCCGAGGGAAUGGAGGCGAAGAAGUACUAA
This is a messenger RNA of Bipolaris oryzae ATCC 44560, 1134 nucleotides long. RefSeq lists its product as uncharacterized. Gene Ontology annotation, molecular function: protein-folding chaperone binding. The transcript has a single exon. The coding region runs from base 1 to 1134 and encodes 377 amino acids. Gene Ontology annotation, biological process: protein stabilization. NCBI's taxonomy places the organism in Eukaryota, Fungi, Ascomycota, Dothideomycetes, Pleosporales, Pleosporaceae. The record is from RefSeq and is a predicted model, not a curated record.